AUGGCUGCUUCAGUGGAAAUGACCGAAGCUGAUCAAAUUAAAACGUUCAAGGACUUUCUUGUUCAUUACAAUAAGUUAUCGGAGUUGUGCUUCAAUGAUUGUGUUCAUGACUUUACAUCCAGAACUUUAAGAUCAACUGAGGAAAAAUGCAUUGCUAAUUGUAUGGAUAAAUAUUUACGGACAAACCAGAGGGUGUCACAAAGAUUCCAUGAAUUCCAAAUGGUUGCUAACGAGAAUAUGAUGGCUUUAGCUCAAAAAUCUGGAAAUCCUAGCUAA
Messenger RNA from Pieris macdunnoughi, 276 nucleotides. NCBI's taxonomy places the organism in Eukaryota, Metazoa, Arthropoda, Insecta, Lepidoptera, Pieridae. The record is from the annotation of a GenBank genome assembly.